GCCCCCCCCUACGCUCAAGAACUGGCAGCCCGACCGGGAUACGCCCCCUGCAUCCCCCUCCUACGAAGCUCCCCAAAGCCAUUUAGGCUUGGAACUCCAAAGCCACAUCGCAGCGGCAGUGGCUUCACGCACAGCACAGCUAAAGACUACAGGAGAUGAGGAGCUGCCUCCUUGGGCAAGGAUAUCAGGACCCUGGUCCUCAACUUCAGCAGGAACCUGGCAACAAGUAACCCCACCA
Molecule: messenger RNA, 238 nt
Organism: Aspergillus glaucus CBS 516.65
Lineage: Eukaryota; Fungi; Ascomycota; Eurotiomycetes; Eurotiales; Aspergillaceae
Exons: 2
Source: RefSeq, a predicted model, not a curated record